Molecule: messenger RNA, 2841 nt
Organism: Propithecus coquereli (Coquerel's sifaka)
Lineage: Eukaryota; Metazoa; Chordata; Mammalia; Primates; Indriidae
Gene: RASSF5
Product: Ras association (RalGDS/AF-6) domain family member 5
Exons: 6
Coding region: 59-1315 (418 amino acids)
Biological process (GO): signal transduction
Cellular component (GO): nucleus
Source: RefSeq, a predicted model, not a curated record
GGGGCUGGCUCGGGAGCGUAUUCGCCGCCGGAGCCGCCGCUGCCGCCGCCAGCCGGGCAUGGCCAUGGCGUCCCCGGCCAUCGGGCAGCGCCCGUACCCGCUACUCUUGGACCCCGAGCCGCCGCGCUAUCUGCAGAGCCUGAGCGGCCCGGAGCCGCCGCCGCCACCGCCCGGCCGGUCCUCGCGCCGCUGCGUCCCCGCGCCCCGCUCCACUGCGCCCGGGGCGCUCGAGGGGAGCGGCGCCCGGAGGGCUGCCCGGGGGAACCUGGAGCCCCAACCCCGGGCUUCCCGACCGGCUCGGCCGCUCCGGCCUGGGCUGCAGCAGAGACUGCGGCGGCGGCCUGGGGCUCCCCGACCCCGCGACGUGCGGAGCAUCUUCGAGCAGCCGCAGGAUCCCCGCGUGCCGGCGGAGCGAGGCGAGGGGCACUGCUUCGGCGAACUGGCGCUGCCGGGCGGCCCCGGCUGGUGUGACCUGUGCGGACGAGAGGUGCUGCGGCGGGCGCUGCGCUGCGCUAACUGUAAAUUCACCUGCCACCCGGAGUGCCGCAACCUGAUCCAGCUGGACUGCAGUCAUCAGGAGGGCUCAUCCCAGGACAGACCCUCUCCAGAAAACACCCUCACCCCGACCUUCGGCCAGAACGUCUGUAGAGCUGUGGAGGAGACGCGGCGCCCGCCCACGCUGCAGGAGAUCAAGCAGAAGAUCGACAGCUACAACACGCGCGAGAAGAACUGCCUGGGCAUGAAGCUGAGUGAAGAUGGCACCUACACGGGUUUCAUCAAAGUGCACUUGAAACUCCGGCGGCCGGUGACAGUGCCUGCGGGGAUCCGGCCCCAGUCCAUCUAUGAUGCCAUCAAGGAAGUGAACCUGGCGGCCACCACCGACAAGCGGACGUCCUUCUACCUGCCACUCGAUGCCAUCAAGCAGCUCCACAUCAGCAGCACCACCACGGUCAGCGAAGUCAUCCAGGGGCUGCUCAAGAAGUUCAUGGUCGUGGACAAUCCCCAGAAGUUUGCACUUUUUAAGCGGACACACAAGGACGGACAAGUGCUCUUCCAGAAGCUCUCCAUCGCCGACUGCCCCCUCUACCUGCGCCUGCUCGCUGGGCCUGACACUGAUGUCCUCAGCUUUGUGCUAAAGGAGAAUGAAACCGGAGAGGUGGAGUGGGAUGCCUUCUCCAUCCCUGAACUCCAGAACUUCCUCACGAUCUUGGAAAAAGAGGAGCAGGACAAAAUCCAGCAAGUGCAAAAGAAGUACGACAAGUUUAGGCAGAAACUGGAGGAGGCCUUAAGAGAAUCCCAGGGCAAACCCGGGUAACCGGUCCUGCUUCCUCUGCUCCCGAUGCUCUCGGAUUUAUUUUUAUUGUUAAUUAUUAUUUUGCAACAGACACUUUUUCUCAGGACGCCUCUGGCGGGUGCAUUUGUGCCCGCCCAGCAGUUCCAGCCGUGGCACAAAGUCUCUUCCGUGGACGAGUGUUUGUGCGGGCUUGGCUCCUGCUCACCCCGACGCUGUGCUCCUCGACAGGCUCUGCCGGGGAUCAGAACUCGUGUGAAACAAACAGCGCUGUCCUCCCUCACUCUGCAAGCCUUCUGCAAACCAAACAGUUGCCUCUCUCGUCACCGGACUGGAACCUACCACGCCAGCCAGCAAAGGAAGGAAGGAAGGUUUUAGAGCUACGUGUUCUUUCUCUGGCUUUGAUUCUUCUUCAGUGUCCCUUGUUUGCCACCUACAGUACCUUUAUUUAUGAGUGAAAAAUUGUAGCACAUUCCCUUAGCAGGUCCUAGCUAAGACCCUGAAAGUAGGGUAAUGCUCAUAAAAGGACUGUCCCCACUGCCCCAGGGUGCCCGCUGUUCAUGCAAAAGGGAAGUUCACAAAGCCCCUGGCCCCAGAGCUCAGGGUUAGGAGGACCAAAGCUAAGACUGGAUCAGAGGGUUCCAGAGAAGCUGCAGCCUGCCCUGGCCCUGGCCCUGGCCCUCACUGCCCAAGAGACUGUGCACAUGUAAACCCAAAGGCAUGUAUAUCUGCGUAUGUGUGGUACUUAGUCACACCUUUGUCAACAGCUAUUUCUUUAUAAGUUACAAAUUUGAAUUUAAUAUUGCCGUAAUCCUCAUGUGUUUCCACCAAAGGGAAACCAGCUGUUUAUCAUUUUAAAAGUCUCCUGCUGAGUAGGGAAGUCAGGCAGUAAGAGAAAGCCAAAAAGCGAUGCAGAGAACCUCCUCAAAGCUGUCUUCACUCUUCCCCCAGCCAGCGAACAGAGGAGGGCCUGGGCUGCCUCAGUUUCCCCCUCGGCCUCCAGCACUGCCUCCCUCCUCCCAUGGGGAUCUGGGAUCUCCAGGUGCUGCCUAAGGAGUUGCCUUGAUCACAGAGGGGGAACCUCCAGCUCAGCCAACUCGGAGUCCUUUCUGUUCCGAAGCACGGGCCAGCCCAGCACUGCGCUCAGUGAGCCCGCGGGCCUGGCCUCCCCGCUGACCUCAGUGCCUUUUUGUUUUCAGAGAGAGACAGGAGCAGGGCGUGUGUGCCUGGAGCCCUGCUGCGGCUCACUUGCACCAGGAAGUGGACGACGGUGGUGUGGGAGGCGAGGCCUGGAGAGCCCUCCCUCUGGGUAUGGGCUGAGGGUCACAGACCUCCUUCCCAUCUGGGUGCCUGAGUUUUGACUUCCAAGAAGUGACAUGAGACCACAUUGACAGGGAGGCUCAGAUUCCUGACUCUACAUUUGUACUGGCUUCUUGUUUAGGGGGGUUGAAUCCUAAAAUAAAUUAGUCAAACAAUGCCAGCAAGUAGCCAGGACUGCGAAGACACUCCAAUGCAGAGGGAGGACUUGUAAUCUUCAUUCAAAGCAGGGC